AUGUCUCCGCUUGCAUUUGCCGUGUCCUUUUUCUACCUGUACAUCACCGGCUCGGUCUUCUUCGAUACAGCGCACUACCUCCUCCACCAGUGGUCCAAGUCGCAAUGGCGGUUCCUGCGAUGGCUGUCCUGGUGCCAUCAAUUCCACCACCUCUACUACAAUCGCUCCCUGAAGUUCAACAACCGAUACCUACGACAGAAUGCCUGGAUUUCCUUGCCGUUGGAGAUGCUCAGCAAGAUCCUGGGAAGCGUCGUCGGCUGGUUCAUUGCCCGCAACUCCAUCACAGAUAACAACGGAAGCCCUGACAGCACGCCACUGAUCCUAGUAUCUGCCUUCGAAUUCAUAAGGACCAUGGUAGUCAUUGCCAUGAGCGGUCGAGACUCAAACCACAUCGCCUUCGACACAGUGCCCAAAGACCGCAGCUGGCUUUUCGUCGGCCCCGAGUUCCACGCCCUACACCACGUUUACCCCGACCGGUACAUGGGCUCCAUGGUGAAGCUCUUCGACUGGGUAGCCGGUACCGCAUACUUCGUCCGCAACAAACGGGUAGCUCUGACCGGCGGGUCCGGUGCAUUCGGACGCGCAAUCGAGAAGCAACUACAAGCCGAAGGGGUAAAGGACAUCCGGAAACUCGGAUUCGGCAGGGACUGGACACAUGAAGACUUCUCACGCGUCGGCCCGAUCCUCGAAGACGCUGAUAUCCUCAUACUGUCACACGGGACCAAGGGGUUAGACGCCAUGGACGCCAAUUGCAACUCGACGAUACGACUCAUCGAGCUGUUCCUGGAACAGAAUGCAGGACGCGCGAGGAAGACAGUCCCGGAGAUAUGGUACGUCGGCAGCGAGAUCGAGAUCCAUCCUGCAUGGGGCAUCCCCGAGAUGCAGAGGUAUUCGGCGUCCAAGCGUGCGUUUAUGCCCUAUGCGCGUGCCCUCUACGAUGAUCCGCGCGUUCUUUACCGACAUAUUGUACCCGCUGCGUUUGAGUCGCAGAUGGGAAAGGCCAUUGUGUCGCCGGACUGGGCCGCGCGUGUCGCUAUGUGGUGGAUUCGGCGUGGUGCCUGCUAUGUUCCUGUUACUUAUACGGGGCUUGCGUAUCUGAACUUCUUCAAGUUUCUUUACCUUGUUCGUCCGGAUACGAGCAACGGGUUGAAGGAAAAGUUAGUGUGA
Messenger RNA from Aspergillus pseudonomiae, 1167 nucleotides. RefSeq lists its product as uncharacterized. Lineage: Eukaryota; Fungi; Ascomycota; Eurotiomycetes; Eurotiales; Aspergillaceae. The record is from RefSeq and is a predicted model, not a curated record. The transcript has a single exon. The coding region runs from base 1 to 1167 and encodes 388 amino acids.